This is a messenger RNA of Sinocyclocheilus grahami, 1151 nucleotides long. RefSeq names its product docking protein 4. The transcript is spliced from 6 exons. Gene Ontology annotation, biological process: cell surface receptor protein tyrosine kinase signaling pathway. The record is from RefSeq and is a predicted model, not a curated record. The coding region runs from base 549 to 1151 and encodes 200 amino acids. Gene Ontology annotation, cellular component: cytoplasm. Lineage: Eukaryota; Metazoa; Chordata; Actinopteri; Cypriniformes; Cyprinidae.
GGUAAAGGGUGGACUUUUGUUGUCUGCUGGAGCUGGAGACAGACAGCUGAGAGUGAAACAGCCGUGUGUGUGUGUGUGUGUGUGUUUAGUGCUUGAAAUUCAGACGCGCUGCGCGGCGUCUCGUCCCGAAACCCAAGACGACAACCAAGAAGAGUCACUUGGAUUACUGUCAGCAGGUCCAAAGCCCGAACACAUUUGUUUUUCCCCCCCAAGAAAGCUGUUAGGGCACAGGCAAAAACAUCGCAUUUUCACCUUUUAAAAGCAGCAGUCUUCUCGGAAGGGGCCGCACCUUAAGCUGAACAUCAUCCAGUGAUCAUGCAGGAUUGAGGAUACUGAAUCCUGUUGGUGAACCUGGUCUGAAGAGCUACAUGAUCUUCUGGACGUGAAGUUCCACAAAAGUUGCAGAGCAGACGAGAUCAAGGAAGACUGGAAGACAAGCGAAGAAGUGAACAAAGGAAGGAAGGGGUUGGUUGGACUGGCUGAAGGGGGAAACCGAAGGGCUGGAUGCAAGCUUUUAUUCAUUCUAGAAGUUCCCAGGUUCCUCAGAGAUGGCCUCCAACUUCAAUGACAUUGUCAAGCAGGGCUAUGUCCGCAUGCGGAGCAGGAAACUGGGGAUCUAUCGGCGCUGCUGGCUGGUGUUUAAGAAGUCGUCCAGUAAAGGACCUCGCAGACUGGAAAAAUACCCUGAUGAGAAGUCCGCCUACAUCAGAGCCUGUCCUAAGGUGACAGAGAUUAGUAAUGUGAAGAACAUCACAAGAUUGCCUCGUGACACAAAGCGGCAAGCUGUGGCCAUCGUCUUUACAGAUGACACCUCUCGAACCUUCACCUGUGAAUCAGAGCUGGAGGCUGAAGAGUGGUUCAAGACCUUGUCUAUCGAGUGCCUGGGGAUGCGUCUUAAUGACAUCAGUCUUGGAGAACCAGACCUCCUGGCUGCUGGAGUUCAGUGUGAACACACAGAGCGCUUUAACGUGUUCCUGUUGCCCUGCCCUAAUCUUGACAUCUACGGGGAGUGUAUGAUGCAGAUCACGCAUGAAAACAUUUACCUGUGGGACAUUCACAACCCACGUACCAAACUAGUAACCUGGCCGCUUUGCUCGCUUAGACGCUAUGGAAGGGAUGCUACACGCUUCACCUUCGAGGCUGGCAGGUAA